CAGGGUGAUGAGGUUUUUGACGCCGCUCCGCCGCUCUGGCCGUAUAAAAAGGUUAUCCAGCCAAACGGAAUCGGACCGCGGUGUGAUCAAUAAGAACCGCGUUUGCCCCCGAAAUAGUGAUGUCGUUGGUACCGGCAAGUGGAACUGGCCGAUUUUGGGCCCGCUCGGCCAAGAUCAUCCGCUUCGUGCGCCAGGGAUGCACCAACCGGCCGUUCUUCCACAUCGUGGUUAUGGAGCGGCGCAAGGAUCAAUAUCAGCCACCGAUUGAGCAGGUCGGAACGUACGAUCCGAUUCCGAACGAGCACAACGAGCAGCUUGUAUCAUUCAACUACGAGCGCAUCCGGCACUGGAUAGGGAGUGGGGCGCACAUCUCCCAACCGGUGGCCGAACUGUUAGGUAUUGCCGGUUUGCUGCCCAUUCAUCCACGCACCUACAUGACGGCCUGGCGCAAUCGGCAGCUCGCGGAAAAGAUGGCCCAAAUGGAGGCGGUCAAAAAUGCAGAAAACCCCGGGGGACCUAGCAGUAGUUAAUGCUUUUCUGUCGCGUAGCAGACGGUCGUUAAAUGUUUAGAAUAAAAGCACGUCUUUUAAGUACACCCA
Molecule: messenger RNA, 599 nt
Organism: Anopheles aquasalis
Lineage: Eukaryota; Metazoa; Arthropoda; Insecta; Diptera; Culicidae
Gene: mRpS16
Product: mitochondrial ribosomal protein S16
Biological process (GO): mitochondrial translation
Cellular component (GO): ribosome; mitochondrial small ribosomal subunit
Molecular function (GO): structural constituent of ribosome
Source: RefSeq, a predicted model, not a curated record